This is a messenger RNA of Elephantulus edwardii (Cape elephant shrew), 1143 nucleotides long. It is a transcript of the gene DHRS1, whose product is annotated as dehydrogenase/reductase (SDR family) member 1. Gene Ontology annotation, molecular function: structural constituent of ribosome. Lineage: Eukaryota; Metazoa; Chordata; Mammalia; Macroscelidea; Macroscelididae. The record is from RefSeq and is a predicted model, not a curated record. Bases 1 to 1143 code for a protein of 380 amino acids. Gene Ontology annotation, cellular component: ribosome. The transcript is spliced from 10 exons. Gene Ontology annotation, biological process: translation.
AUGGGCCGCAUUAGCACCAAAACUGUGAAGAAGGUGGCCCGGGUCAUCAUUGAGAAAUACUACAUGUGCCUGGGUAAUGACUUCCACAUGAACAAGCGCGUGUUGUAUGGGGCACGUCUGAUGGUACCAGCUCGCCGGGGACUCAUCGUGGUCAUCUCCUCCACUGGGGGUCUGCAGUACCUCUUCAAUGUCCCCUAUGGUGUGGGCAAAGCUGCGUGCGACAGAAUGGCUGCUGACUGUGCCCAUGAGCUACGGAGCCAUGGUGUCAGCUACGUGUCUCUGUGGCCAGGGCUGGUGCAGACAGAAAUGAUAGUGGAGGCCAAGGAGGACUUGGCCAAGGAUCCUGAGUUCAAAGAGGCACAAUACCGCGGGGGCAAGUGUUAUCCUGUGGUGUGUGAUUCAAGCCAGGAGAGCCAAGUGCAAAGCCUGUUUGAGCAGGUGGCCCGAGAGCAGCAGGGGCGUCUAGAUGUGCUGGUCAACAAUGCCUAUGGAGGAGUCCAGACAAUCAUGAACAAUAUGAAGAAAACAUUCUGGGAAGUCCCCGCCUCCAUGUGGGAUGACAUUAACAAUGUUGGACUCAGAGGCCACUACUUAUGCUCAGUGUAUGGGGCACGUCUGAUGGUACCAGCUCGCCGGGGACUCAUCGUGGUCAUCUCCUCCACUGGGGGUCUGCAGUACCUCUUCAAUGUCCCCUAUGGUGUGGGCAAAGCUGCGUGCGACAGAAUGGCUGCUGACUGUGCCCAUGAGCUACGGAGCCAUGGUGUCAGCUACGUGUCUCUGUGGCCAGGGCUGGUGCAGACAGAAAUGAUAGUGGAGGCCAAGGAGGACUUGGCCAAGGAUCCUGAGUUCAAACAGAUUAUGUCUGAUUUCUCAAUUGCAGAGACCACAGAAUUGAGUGGCAAAUUCAUUGUGGCUUUAGCAACAGACCCCAAUAUCCUGAGACUAAGUGGGAAGGUAUUGCCAUCUUGUGACCUUGCUCGACGCUAUGGCAUUAAGGAUGUAGAUGGCCGCCCUGUCCAUGACUAUCUAUCCAUGAAAUUUCUUCUGACACACACUUCCAAGCGGGGCUGGCUGGCCAGCUACAUACCCAGCUUCCUACGAAUGCCCAAGUGGAUGAUAACCCUCUAUGCCAGCAAGUUCUGA